Molecule: messenger RNA, 3324 nt
Organism: Hippocampus comes (tiger tail seahorse)
Lineage: Eukaryota; Metazoa; Chordata; Actinopteri; Syngnathiformes; Syngnathidae
Gene: syt7b
Product: synaptotagmin VIIb
Exons: 13
Coding region: 289-2307 (672 amino acids)
Biological process (GO): calcium ion-regulated exocytosis of neurotransmitter; vesicle fusion
Cellular component (GO): synaptic vesicle; plasma membrane; axon
Molecular function (GO): calcium-dependent phospholipid binding; SNARE binding; phosphatidylserine binding
Source: RefSeq, a predicted model, not a curated record
UCCCCGAAGAGCCACUCGGAGCUGGGAAAAGAGAGACGGAGGGGGAAAGUGAGAGAGCCAAAAAUACACGCAGACACCCCACAUCACCUAGACUACCUGCUCCGGCUCAGCAAGGGGAGGAGGACGCACAAGUGCAGGCGCGUCCAUGCGUGCCAACCGAGCUAGACAAUAAAAAGGACAACAACACAACGAAAACUGGAAUGAGAGUUUAGCUUAGACACUCUUUGGGGCGAAGAGCUCAUUUUAGCUGCGAGAAUCCGCCUCAAUGAUUACACACUAAGAAGAGUCAUGCAUCUCAACAGAGAAGAAGAUAACAGCAAUGGUUCGGUGUCUCUCAGUGUAUUCCUGGUGUCUUUGGCAUUCCUAGUAUGUGCCCUUUGGCUGGUAGCGCUAUGUGGUGUUUGCACAUGGUGUCAGCGUAAACUGGGGAAGAGGAAUAAGGCUGGAGUGGAAGCUGCCAAUUCUCCAGAGUCUGUGAGAGGUCGAGGGGAAAAUAAAGCCAUCAACGAUCUUGACAGAGACUUUUGGAAUAACAAUGACAGCAGCAAUGUGCAACAGAGGUGGAGCUCCUACCCACCUAAGGAGUUUCUCUUAAACAUGUCUCCCUACGCCCCCUAUGGAGACCCUCGCCUCACAUCCAAUGGGGCUGUGGAUAAGAGUGGGCAGGGCGGAGCUGGACCCUCGCCGGGGGCCAGUGACAGCAGGGUCGGUGCUUGCUCUGGGGCUGGGGCAGGGCCCAGUCGCAGUGACAGCAUUCGAAGCAUGCUGACUGGGGGCAGCAGGGCUGGACGUUGGCACACGGUCCAGAGCCACAUGCACGCGGGAGGCCUGCGCUUUAGCAAUUUUGGAGACGCCUCCCUCUCAACUACCUCCACACUGGAGCACAUCCCAUCCUCAGCUGUGGCGCGCCCCCGACCUCUAGUCCGACAACAAAGCCUCCAACAGCCCCUCACCCACCAGCCCCCUCCGGGUCCGAACGACCCCCCAGUCACCUCACAGAGCCUGGGCCAACUGCACACAGGCCCAGGUGCUGGGGGCCACCGUGGUGGCCCUCGAGGGGUCCGGGGUAGUACGGCUGGAGCCUCCCGGUACAGAGGGGGUGGGGCGGGCCGCUCCAGGUCAAAUCCAGGCAGCUGGGACCACAUGAUGGAACAGAUCCGCAACAGAGGCCUGGACGUCAAGUCAUUCUUUGAGGGGAAGAUGGUUGUUCUGUCCCUAGCAAUUGGACUGGCUGAACAAGAUGACUUCGCUAACCUCCCUGACCUACAGGAAGCGCCAGCAAGCAAAGAGAAUGAAACCACACCAGAGAAGAGGACUCCGGGUAACAAACCAGGCAGCAGUCCCAGAGGCCACACCCCAGAUGAGAGUGGACGCCGCCAGGGCUCGGGCCACGAUGCCAACUCAUCCGUCUCCGAUUUAGCCAAUUCGGUCACCAGUGAAAUGCUCAUGUUGUCUCCAGGCUCGGAAGAAGACGAACACGAGGGUCCCGUGUGUGAGAAGUUGGGUCGCAUUCAGUUCAGCGUGGGAUACAGCUUCCAGGACUCCACCCUCACUGUAAAAAUCCUCAAGGGCCAGGAAUUGCCCGCCAAGGAUUUUUCCGGCACUUCUGACCCCUUUGUCAAACUCUACCUGCUGCCUGACAAGAAGCACAAACUGGAGACCAAAGUGAAGAGGAAGAAUCUUAAUCCACACUGGAAUGAAACGUUUCUGUUUGAAGGGUUUCCAUUUGAGAAAGUGGUCCAGAGAACUCUAUACCUGCAGGUUCUCGAUUAUGACCGCUUCAGCAGGAAUGACCCCAUCGGAGAGGUGUCCAUCCCCCUCAACAAAUUGGAUCUGGCCAACAUGCAGACUUUCUGGAAGGAAUUGAAGCCAUGUAGCGAUGGCAGUGGAAGUCGAGGGGAUCUGUUGGUGUCUCUGUGCUACAACCCCACGGCCAACACUAUCACUGUGAGCAUUGUCAAAGCCCGCAACCUCAAAGCCAUGGACAUUGGAGGCACUUCUGACCCCUAUGUGAAGGUGUGGUUGAUGAACAAGGACAAACGUGUGGAGAAGAAAAAGACGGUGGUAAUGAAGCGUUGUCUAAACCCUGUUUUCAACGAGUCCUUUCCCUUCGACGUGCCUGCCCACGUGCUGAGGGAGACCACCAUAAUUAUCACUGUCAUGGACAAGGACAGGCUUAGUCGCAAUGAUGUCAUUGGAAAGAUUUAUCUCUCAUGGAAGAGUGGCCCCGCGGAGGUAAAACAUUGGAAAGACAUGAUGGGUCAUCCACGCACUGCCGUGGCCCAGUGGCAUGCACUCAAGGCCUGAGGGAGCGAGCCGGCUCUGCUCCCCGUGCCCUCAGCACACAUCCCCUGCUCUCGAGCUGCAGUCGCGGACUGCAGACAGUGUGUGUCACCUCUUUGUUCUCAGGCCUCUUUGAAAUCCUGUUGUACUAAAUUUCACCCCUUGUCAAACAGUGAUGCCCACUUGACCCGCUCUCAUUCCUCUGACCCUUAAAUGUAUUUGAUGUCCACCCACUUCCUCCUUGUACUGUCUUUUUAUGAGAUUUUUCUUUUUUUGGGUCACGAUACCACUGUGUCUUUCUUGUCAUCCACUCAUAGUGUUAAACCCAAUAGCAGUAUCUCUUGCCACACAAGAAUACAAACUGUUCACCAAAAACGGAUGAAACGUGGAUCCAAAACUCCACUGUGGUGAUAACCAUAGAGAUCAGACGCAGCCGUGCGUGCCAAUGGCACUGCCCCAUCUGAUGUUGGUGUCAGGGAGCAGCCCUCUCACUUGCUCGACUCUGCUGUUGCUGUCACUGCCAGUCUCUAUCCUGAUUCUGCCCCAAACGUCAGGAAGUUGAUGAAUGCAAUAGGCUCCAUUUAAAAUGGAAUGGAUGUAAAGUGGACUUUUUCUUUUUUGCUCCGGCAGCUGUGUAAUUAUUCACCUUGACUGGAACCCCUUGUUGUCUGUGCGUGCUGUGGGUGAUGUGCUGUGACCCCAAAUGAAGUUCUUAAAAAAGAGGAGGAUUCAAUGACAAAAUCUCCAGUACUAGGCCACAAAGUUACAGUGUUAAAACCCUGCCCUGUCUUUUCGAACAGAAAAAAAAAAGAGUAGAAGUGAUUGAUGUUAUCUUUUGUUGACAAAAAAUAAUGAAGAAUCAAGUUGUUUCUCCAGACAGAGAAAAUAAGCAAAAGCCAGCUUCACGAUGUGGUGGUUGUGAUGUAUUUGUGUGUAUCAAUGGAUGAAUGAGAGAGCGUUUUGGCCUUGGUAGGCCUUGAUGACAGAUUAUUAAUUUUACAUUAAUAAAAUGAGGCAUUUCAAUUAAUUCCAAAGAAAACA